ACAUGUCAAACUCAACUGAAUAACGAAGCACACAGGUUAACGCUGCGGGACAAAGUUUGUAUACUCCUAUGUCAUAUGUAUAACUUUCUCAAGAACACACACUAGGAGAGGAGUGCGUUGCUUUCACGGGUCCCCGUAGGAACGACCCGCUGUGAAUGCAGCACGGUGUCGUUGACGCCCACCACACGGCAUCGCUGCUUCGGAUACUCGGGAGCGCUCUGGGUUUUUUUUGGGGGGGGGUCUCCCACGCUGUCGCAGCUAAUGCUCGUUCUUGGAUAAGGACGGUGUGGGAGAGGGAACAGACUUCGACACAACAACGGUGACCUGACAACACAGAGACAGCCGGCAAGUAUAAUUCGCCGCGAUGGUGAACCAGGUUCAGCGAGGGGAAGGCAGUCUACAGCCGUGCAAGAGCGACUCCAGCAGCGGGGCCAGCAACAGCGGCGGGGAGAGCUCCAAGGAGAGCUCCCGGUGCUCCACGCCGGUGCUGGACGUGGACCGCUCCGACAGGCUGCGGGACAAGAUGCGGAGGAGGAUGGAGUCCGGAGACCGCUGGUUCUCGCUGGAGUUCUUCCCUCCUCGCACGGCCAGCGGAGCCGUUAACCUCAUCUCAAGAUUUGACCGUAUGGGCACCGGGGGGCCCCUGUUCAUUGACAUCACCUGGCAUCCAGCAGGGGACCCCGGAUCAGACAAGGAGACGUCCUCUAUGAUGAUCGCCAGCACAGCGGUCAAUUAUUGUGGCCUGGAGAGCGUCCUACACUUGACCUGCUGCAACCAGACCAAACAGAAUAUCACUGGCUACCUGGCCAAAGCAAAGCACCUGGGCCUCAAGAACAUCAUGGCACUAAGGGGAGACCCAGUGGGAGCAGACUGGGAGGAAGAGGAGGAAGGCUUCAACUAUGCCACCGACCUCGUCAAACAUAUCCGAUCAGAGUUCGAGGACUACUUUGACAUCUGUGUCGCUGGUUACCCCACAGGCCACCCUGAGGCAGACAGCUACGAGGAGGAUCUGCGACACCUGAAGGAGAAGGUGGACGCCGGAGCAGACUUCAUCAUCACCCAGCUGUUCUUCAGGGCAGACACUUUCCUCAAGUUCCUGGAUGACUGCAGGGCGAUUGGUAUCACCUGUCCCAUCCUACCUGGAAUCUUCCCCAUUCAGGGUUACCAGUCUCUGCGUCAGCUUGUGAAGCUGUCGAAGCUGGAGAUACCAGAGGAGAUCACCAGAGUCAUCGAGCCUAUCAAAGACAACGACGCUGCUAUCCGUAACUACGGAGUCCAGCAGGCGGUGGAGAUGUGCCGCGUGCUGCUGGACAGCGGCAAGGUACCCGGCCUCCACUUCUACACGCUGAAUCGAGAGGUCGCCAUCAUGGAGGUUCUGCGACAGCUGGGAAUGUGGAUAGAGGACCCCAGGCGGCCUCUUCCCUGGGCGGUAAGUGCUCAUCCCAAACGGAAGGUAGAAGAUGUUCGACCCAUCUUCUGGGCAUCCAGGCCCAAGAGCUACAUCUACAGGACCCAGGACUGGGACGAGUUCCCCAACGGCAGAUGGGGAAAUUCCUCUUCUCCAGCCUUUGGCGAGUUAAAUGACUACUACCUGUUCUACUUAAAGAGCAAGUCAUCCAAAGAUGCUCUGCUGCAGAUGUGGGGCGAGGAGCUGAAGAAUGAAGAGAGCGUCUAUGAGGUCUUCACCUGCUACAUCACGGCCCAACCGAACCUCAGCGGACACAAGGUGAUGUGUUUGCCAUGGAACGAUGAGCCUCUGGCCCCAGAGACAAACCUGCUGAAGGACGAGCUGGAGAAGGUGAACAGACGAGGAGUCCUCACCAUCAACUCGCAGCCCAACAUCAACGGCAAACCCUCAGCAGACCCCAUCACAGGCUGGGGGCCUCCAGGAGGCUACGUCUUCCAGAAGGCCUAUCUGGAGUUCUUCACCUCCAGUGAAAAUGUGACCGCUCUCCUCAAAGUACUGAAGAAGUAUGAGCCCCGUGUCAACUACCACAUUGUUAAUGUGCACGGCCGAAACCUGACCAACGCCCCCGACAUGCAGCCCAACGCUGUGACAUGGGGGAUCUUUCCCGGGAGGGAGAUCGUUCAGCCGACUGUAGUGGACCCAGACAGCUUCAUGUACUGGAAGGACGAGGCCUUCGCCUUGUGGAUCGAGCAGUGGGCCAAGCUCUACGAAGACGAGUCUCCUUCACGGAUGAUCAUCAAGUACAUCCAUGACAACUACUUCCUGGUCAACCUGGUGGACAAUGACUUUCCUCUGGAGAGCUGUCUGUGGCAGGUCAUCGAUGACAUGUUCAAGAUGCUCGAUGCACCUCCAGAGCCUGAAGAUGGAACGGUCUCUGAAUAAAUCUUUUUAACGGACAGAAAGAACACUGUGGAUUUGUUGAUAUCCUAUGCAUUGUCUUUAUAAGCUGCUACUUGCGAUACAGAGCAUAGCAUUGAGUAAAAAGUGUAAGUCUUGCUUUUUUUUAAAAGAGUUUUUAUAAAUUGAAGCUUUGAGUCUCACCUAACCAAAACGUAAAGCAUUGAAUCUUUUUGACCUCCAAUAUCAGUAGCUUCAUCCUCUGCAGCACUCCCCACUGAUAAACUACACCUGUUCUUAAACAGGAUUGGGGUUGACCCAGUCACUUUUUUAACUUUCCUUAUGGACAGAGCUCAUUGAAAAACUACCAGUAAGACAAAUAAACAGCUUUAUAUGAAUUGUGAACAAGCAAGAGUUUUGCAUUAUAUGUUUUAUUAUUUAGACAAAAAAACAGCUUUAUAUGAAUUGUGAACAAGUAAGAGUUUUGCAUUUAAUGUUUUUAUUUUCAUAAUUCAAAUUGUGUAUUUGAGUUGGAUUUUUAAUGAUGGGUUCUGUUGCGGUAUAAACCUUUUGUAUGAGUGAACUCAUGAUGCUAUGGGAGUAAGAGUUACUUGGUCAGAUGUGAGCUGCUGAUGAUCUAUUGUAACACAGACGUAGCUGCAUAUCUGCCCUCUGCCUUAACAUGUUUUAUAUGUCUGUCAUAUUUAUUUGUUCUGCCUGCUCUCUAAAGCAUUAAAUAGUUUUUCAAUACUG
Messenger RNA from Anoplopoma fimbria (sablefish), 3058 nucleotides. RefSeq names its product methylenetetrahydrofolate reductase (NAD(P)H) (gene mthfr). Gene Ontology annotation, biological process: tetrahydrofolate interconversion. NCBI's taxonomy places the organism in Eukaryota, Metazoa, Chordata, Actinopteri, Perciformes, Anoplopomatidae. Gene Ontology annotation, molecular function: FAD binding; methylenetetrahydrofolate reductase [NAD(P)H] activity. The record is from RefSeq and is a predicted model, not a curated record. The transcript is spliced from 12 exons. Gene Ontology annotation, cellular component: cytosol. The coding region runs from base 365 to 2350 and encodes 661 amino acids.